AUGGCAUCACACCCCUGCGACCUGGUUACUCUCGAGCCUAAUAGGGUCGUUGAAACCCUCAAGAAUCUCACCACAAAGUUUUGUGACUACAGAGUGCUUGAUGUCGUGAACUUGUUACCCACUGCCAAUGAUGGAACCAUCACGCAUUUAUAUAUGCAGGGGACUGUUUUAGACACAGCCAAGUCGCUUAUAUUUCCUCUUCCACUCGUGGCUGCUACUCAUCAACAAUUCCUAGCAGGCAGUAGACAUCCAGAUGCAAAUGGUCUUGAUGGUUUAAAGGUUCAGAUUAUACUCUGUUUCAACAAGAUGAAACAUAGCUACCUAUCAAGGGCCAUCAUACAUGGGAAUCAUAUGACACGCAAGAGAGUGUUGAUUAAUGCGUUCACUGUGCGUGAUACAUUUCCUCCUGCUAGAUGA
Molecule: messenger RNA, 417 nt
Organism: Lactuca saligna
Lineage: Eukaryota; Viridiplantae; Streptophyta; Magnoliopsida; Asterales; Asteraceae
Source: the annotation of a GenBank genome assembly